AUGCCUAAACCAGUUCUAAUUCUCAUCUACAGUGUGAACAAAUUUAACCAGAAUCUAUUGAAUAUAAUCAAAAACAUGAAAGAUCUUUCAGAUGAAAUUAUAAUUGGAGAAUUUGUAUCCAUGAUACUUGGUAAUUAUAGGGAACAGAAGUUUAGGGAAGAUCCAAUUUCUUCACCAGCACAAGCUUAUCUAAUCCCUAAAAACUACCAGCAUGUCCUUGCUUUUAUUUUUGCCAUCAAAGAAAUCAAUAAGAAUCCCGCACUAUUACCCAACAACACAUUACGGUCCCAGAUUUAUGACAAUGCGUACAAUUCAUGGAGAACCACUUGGACCACUUUGGAUCUUCUCUUUCUAAGAAAAGGGGAUCCACUCAAUUAUUACUGUAUCACUGAAGAGGAAGUCAUGGCCAACAUUGGGGGACUCACCUCUGAAAAUUCUAUUCACAUGGCCAACAUCUUAAGUACUUACAAGAUUCCUCAGGUUAGUUAUGGCUCCUCUGCCCCCAUAUUAAGAAAGAAAAUUGGUUUUUCUUCUUUCUACCGAAUGAUUCCCAAUGAAGCUUUGCAAUACAUGGGGAUAGUUCAACUUCUGAAAUAUUUUGGAUGGAAUUGGCUUAAUUCAUUUUUGAGACAAGUCCACUUUAACAAUAACGUUGGAGAUGAAAUAUUUCUUGAUGAAGAGAGGGAUUUAGCGAUAGGCUAUGACCUCAUCAAUUUGGUGACAUUCCCCAAUGAAUCUUUCCAGAGAGUCCAAGUUGGAAGAAUCGAUCCCAGUUUUCAACUUGGAAAAGAAUUCAUCAUUAAUGCAAGUGCCGUUAUGUGGAAUCCCACGUUUCAUCAGAUGGUGCCAAAAUCUACCUGUGUUGAGAGCUGCCAUCCUGGACAAAGCAAACUAAUUCAGCAGGGGAAACAAAUCUGUUGUUAUGAUUGCAUUCCGUGUCCUUCAGGGAGGAUCUCAACUCAAAUGGGUAAGUGUUGUGAGUCUUGCCAAGAAGAACAGUAUCCUAACACAAAUCAACAAGAAUGCAUUCCCAAAGUAAUGACUUACCUGUCCUAUAAAGAUGGCCUGGGAACAGCUCUGACAUCUUUGGCACUUUUUCUUUCUCUGACCACACUUAUUGUGAUGGCAAUCUUCAGGUUACACUCGAACACUCCCAUUGUGAAAGCCAACAAUUGGAGCAUCACAUGUAUCCUGCUCACCUCUCUGCUGCUAUGUUUUCUUUGCUCCCUCUUCUUCAUAGGAAGACCUAGCAAGGAAACCUGCCUUUUAAGGCAGGCUGUGUUUGGUAUCACCUUCUCUGUUGCUGUUUCCUGUGUACUGGCCAAAACGAUCACUGUGGUUCUGGCUUUUGUGGCUACAAAACCAGGGAACAAGAUGAGGAAAUGGAUGGGAAAGAGGCUAGCAAUCUUGGUUAUUGUGCCUUGUUCUUUGAUUCAGAUUGCCAUCUGUGCUGUUUGGUUAGUGAACAAGCCCUCUUUUCCAGAAUUAGAGAAGCAUUCCCAAGUGGGUGAGAUCUUAGUGAAAUGCAACGAAGGCUCAGAGAUGAUGUUUUACAUUGUGUUGGGCUACAUGGGUCUUCUGGCCAUUGUCAGCUUCACAGUGGCUUUCUUUGCCAGGAAAUUGCCUGACAGUUUCAAUGAAGCCAAGUUCAUCACUUUCAGCAUGUUGGUGUUUUGCAGUGUUUGGAUUUCCUUCAUCCCCACCUACUUGAGCACCAAGGGCAAAUUGAUGGUAGCCGUGGAGAUUUUCUCCAUCUUAACCUCUGCUUUUGGUUUAUUGAGUUGUAUUUUCCUUCCCAAAUGCUAUUUUAUUAUAAUACAUCCUGAAUUAAAUAAAAAGGAGCAAAUGGGAAGACUCCUGAAGUUGGGCAAAGAUUUUUUAGAGCAGGAUGGGACAAUCUGGAGAAUGAUGGAUAUUUUGGUAGAAAGUUCAAGAUCCCUGUUUGCGUGCAGUGGUGACAGGGUCCGAGAAUGCUCCUUCUCAGCUCAGUGA
Crotalus tigris (Tiger rattlesnake) is the source of this 1992-nucleotide messenger RNA. RefSeq names its product vomeronasal type-2 receptor 26-like. Bases 1 to 1992 code for a protein of 663 amino acids. The record is from RefSeq and is a predicted model, not a curated record. Gene Ontology annotation, cellular component: membrane. Gene Ontology annotation, molecular function: G protein-coupled receptor activity. NCBI's taxonomy places the organism in Eukaryota, Metazoa, Chordata, Lepidosauria, Squamata, Viperidae. The transcript has 8 exons. Gene Ontology annotation, biological process: G protein-coupled receptor signaling pathway.